UCACUGAUGCUCACUUUCUUUAUUUUGCCUUUUUUUUUUUUUUUUACAAGCUGAAUCUGAUGCUCAGAAAUUGAGCUUUCUCCAGCUGCCAAGAUGGUAAUAAACGUCUGUCUCCCACAGUUCAAGCCAAGAAUUCACUGCAACAAGAUUUCUGCUGACGGUUACGAAGUGGAGAAUCUGAUCUCCGAAGACCUUGCCAAGAGAAAUCGUGGUUUCCGCAGCGAAUACUUUAUCAAACCUCCAGUCCACGUCACAAUCUCUUUUCCCUUCAACAUUGAGAUCUGCAGGAUCAAUAUCGACAUCUCAUCCGGGGGAUACCAAACCUUCUCCGGGCUCGAAGUUUACACCUCUACCUCAUGCAAUAAAACCUCUUGGCAGAGCCCUGAGGGUCAGUUCUCAGGUCUGGCUGGUCAGCCUGUGUCGGACAAAGACACUUUCACGCUGGUGGGCAAAGCUGUCUUAAAAAAUCAAAGCAAAGUGACGUUCGGCCACAGAGGCUUCAAGCCGAGGCCUCCCUUCCAUCAGAUGGAAAAUGUCUUCUCCUACCCUGGCUCUGCAUCUCAAGACCUCUGGAACAAAGGGCCUGCCUCGCUGAGCAAUGUGUCGCACUUAAAAAUCUGCAUCACCCACGUGGCCGGAGGCGGCCUGCCUUGCAUUAAGAGGCUGGAGGUGUGGGGACAGCCUGCCAAAUCAUGCCCGCAGGAGGUGAUCGAGGGUGUCUUUCAGGUGGCCUCCCAGUUCUUCGCCCAGGACAUCGGGAGCCUCAAACCAGAGCUCUGGACGCCGAUGGAGAGCGACUGUGUGCCCUUCAGUGCCAACGACAGCGAGCAGCAGACCCUCCGCAAGCUGGUGGAUGUCGUCCAAGACAUCCCUGAAGAAUUCCUGGACCCCAUCACUCUGGAGAUCAUGACCUUCCCCAUGCUCCUGCCCUCCGGGAAGGUGAUCGACCAGACCACCUUGGAAAAAUGCAACCGGAGUGAGGCGUCUUGGGGCAGGGUACCCAGCGAUCCUUUCACUGGGGUGGCCUUCAGCCAGCACUCGCAGCCCCUACCUCACCCUACCCUCAAGGCCAGGAUAGACCACUUCCUCUUACAGCACAGCAUCCCAGGCACCAACCUGCUCGGGAGGGCCCAUGCCUCGGAAAUGCUCGUACCUUCUUCCGUAACAAUGUCUUCUCUGAAGAGGAAAAUGGACUGUAUGGAUCAGAGCUCCAUGCAGCCACCUUAUUUUUCUUCUACAAACUUACUUGUCACGUCUACCUCAGAGAACAGUGCUAAAAAAAUGAAAACUGACAAUGACUCGCAUUUGAUCCAAAUGGACUGUUCGACAGAUCUGGUCUCUCACGAACAGAAGCUGUCGGAGAGUUUGGACACUGCCUUGACCUCGGCGCUCAGCUCGAUGCCCUCGUUUACGGCCAAGCUGAUGAAGAGCCAGCAGCAGGCGCCGAGCGAGGGAGGCUGCAGCAGCUCGUGGAGCACGAGCACCGUCCUCGAGCACGGCAGGAGCAGCCAGACCCAAGGAUGCUCUUCCUGCAGCAAAACCUUCUCCUCGUAUUUCAAAACGGAGCCCGUUUACCAGCUUUCCUGCGGCCACCUCAUGUGUCGCCCGUGCUUGGCCGAGAAGCAGAAGUCUCUAUCGUCGAUACUGUGCGGGAGUUGUAAAAGAUCGGCUGCCACGCACGACGUCAGGAGGGUUCACUUCUGA
Messenger RNA from Nipponia nippon (crested ibis), 1704 nucleotides. The record is from RefSeq and is a predicted model, not a curated record. Lineage: Eukaryota; Metazoa; Chordata; Aves; Pelecaniformes; Threskiornithidae.